CACACAGUCUUCGUUCAUAAUAAACAAUCUCAAAACAAAAGUACAGAUAAAAAUUAAAAAAUUAGUGAAUUAAAGUGAUAUUGAAGGAUAGUUCAGAAUGUCGGCAAUAAUGGAUUGCCGUCUGUGCCUAGAAAAGAAGAAACAUUUGCUGGAAAUAAAUUCAGAUAUACAAAAUUCAUUCUUUACAAUUACACAAAUGAAGCUCAACAAGCUCGAGCACUUUUCAAAUUCAGUAUGUCUAAUCUGCUACAAAAAGCUUCUAGCAGCCCAAGGCUAUAGAGACAUGCUUGUGAAAAUUGAAGAAAAGCUUUUAUGCACAUUUGCAAGACAACACAAAUCCUCGACACCGAUGCUUCGAACGACAAAAAAUUCACAACGCACAUUGACAAAUGGAGCAUCAAGUUCGUCACACAUACCAAUAACAAGACCUGGUCUACGGCAGAAUUUUUCGCAGCAAUUGAAGAGAGAAAUGAACGCAAAAGACGAUGGAACAUCGGAUGAAGAGGACAUGAGUCUAUUAGAAGAAAUUGUGUCAUUUAAUGCUCCAGAUGCUUCAAAUUUCCUCAGUGAACAGGACCAUGACAAUCAGUUUUCGCUCCUAAGUGAUUCUGAAAUGCAAAAUGACGACGAAGAUGGGGAACCAACAUUCAAAGAAGAGCCAUAUGAUCGACCAAUUGUCGAGAUUGAUGAGUCAUCCAACAGUCACACAAGUUUUGGCAAUAACAGCUUUGGAAAUAAUAGCUUCGCCAACACAAGUUUUCCACUUAAACCCUUCAAAUGUGACGUUCCUGGAUGUGCAUCAAGUUCAACUACCGUCAAAGCACUCAAAAAGCAUCGUCGGAGGGUCCAUGGAAUUCGAGUAAAGCCAGUUAACACUUUAAUGGACACAUCAGCUGUAAAAAAGCCACCAAUCAAGAAAAUAAAACUCGAUGAACAUCCACUGAUGCAUACUCUAGGAAAUGAUGACUCGAUGCCCUUCCAAUGCAAAUUUUGUAAUCUUAUUUUGAGGAAUCGUCGGGUAUUGUGUCGACAUAUUGAGACAGUUCAUAAGCAAGCAAAAUUCUAUUGUACAAUUGAUGGAUGUAAGCAUGCAAGCACUCGAAAAGACAAUUAUCGUCUGCAUCUAAAAAAUUAUCAUCGCAAUUUGCCUGAAGAAGAAUUGAACCAAGCAUUAAUGUUGACUAAAAAUAUGCAGCCUGUCUACGUAAAUAAAGACUUUGAAAUGUACGAAGAUGAAGAUGAUCAAAUUAGUUCAAUGGCACUAAAGACAGAUUCCGUGGAUGUUAAUGACGCUGCUGGUGAUUCAAUGAUUGACGAAAAUGAAACAGAUUGGUUUGUAAAAUUGCCGGAAUAAAAUUAGCAACACAAUUAUGAGAACAAAUUUUAAGUUUAAAAUAUUUUUUGUACUUAAUGCCAAAAGAUUUCUUGAAGUUUGGCAUAAAAAAAAUUGUAAUUGUAAAAUAGGAAUGAUAAGAGAGAAGAGCAAUAAGGAAUAAACUUUUAGCGUAAAGAUGCCAAACUAAAUUCGCAAUUGUAGGUGAAGUAUUUUUAAACAAAAUUAACAAACAGUGUAAAAAAAUACUAUGUUUUUGAAACAGAAAAUGUUUAAGGAUGUUCUUGAAUUAGAUUUUUGGAUGCACUACCAAUAAUAUGCGGGAUUAUUUUUCUUUUCGAAAAACUAUUUAAGCAACA
Chironomus riparius is the source of this 1692-nucleotide messenger RNA. Lineage: Eukaryota; Metazoa; Arthropoda; Insecta; Diptera; Chironomidae. The record is from the annotation of a GenBank genome assembly.